CUACGUCGACUACGGCAGAGGCUCUUCAAGAACGGCCGGAGUAGUUAACAGCUAACACCGAGCGCUUUGUUGCGUUUCGACAUUUCUCCUCUCGUGAAAGACGUCACUAGGAGCGGGUGUGUAGCACAUGUACGAAAUGGCGUGGCGCCUGGCAGCAUCGGUAGACUUGCAAUAACUUUUACGACCACACACCCAGACACAUCGGGGACACACGUACUGUAAUCUUCAAACAUUGAUCACCAUGGCAAACCUCAUCGCGCUCGAAGAACAUUAUGUUUCUCCCCUCCUCGAGGCCAAGAAAGGCGGGGCCACAAGUCCCGACACAUUCGGGCCCGUCAUAGUGGAAAAGCUGGGGGACAUUGGCCCGGCGCGUCUCCGUGAUAUGGCCGACAACUCCGUUGCCAUGACGGUCCUCUCUCACUCACCAGUUCAUCCCGAUCCCGAAACCUGCAAAGCCAUUAAUCAUGAUCUACAUUCCAAGAUCAUCCGCCGUCCGGCCGAGUACGCCGCCUUUGCAAUCUUGCCGAUGCACGAACCUGCCGCGGCCGCCGCUGAGCUCCGGCGCUGCGUCCAGGAUCUAGGCUUCGUAGGCACACUCACGGGAAACCACCUCGACGACGGCAGCUUCUUCGAUACGCCCGACUUCUACCCUCUUUGGGAGACCGCACAGGAUAUAGACGUACCAUUCUACCUCCACCCAACCUUCCCAUCCGAGGAGGAAUCCAAAGUCAACUUCCAAGGUCCCUACGACCCCGAGAUCGCAAAGGCGCUGGGGAGCUGGGGGUGGGGCUGGCACUCCCGAACAGGACUCCACUUCCUCCGCCUCUUCGCCGCCGGCGUAUUCGACAAAUUCCCGAAGCUCAAAAUCAUACUCGGCCACAUGGGCGAGAUGCUCCCGUUCAUGCUGGAUCGCAUCAUCGGUAUGUCUGCGAGCUGGCCGGCGCCGGGGGCCAGAGAGAGAAAGCGCGGGUUGAGACAGGUAUGGGAUGAGAAUGUGUGGAUUACGACGAGCGGCAUGUUCUCGCUGGCACCGAUGGCGUGUUUGUUGCAGGAGACAAAGGUUGAGAGGAUCAUGUUUAGUGUUGAUUAUCCGUUUGCCGGAAAUGGUGCUGGAAAGGAGUUCAUGGAUAAGCUGAAGGGCAGUGGGCUUGUGAGUGAGGAUGAGUGGGAAGGAAUUGCGUGGAGGAAUGCCAAGGGGCUUUUGAGGUUGAAGUUUGAGCCAAAGAAGUGA
Molecule: messenger RNA, 1231 nt
Organism: Colletotrichum scovillei
Lineage: Eukaryota; Fungi; Ascomycota; Sordariomycetes; Glomerellales; Glomerellaceae
Product: 2-Hydroxy-4-oxobutane-1
Exons: 1
Coding region: 242-1231 (329 amino acids)
Biological process (GO): secondary metabolic process
Cellular component (GO): cytoplasm; cytosol
Molecular function (GO): hydrolase activity; carboxy-lyase activity
Source: RefSeq, a predicted model, not a curated record